AAGAAAAAAAACACGUUCCCGCGUUUGCCUUUGCUCGUCACAAAGACGGUUGCCAGUCGCCAUAUUCGUUCGAUUGUCCUUGUCAUUUGUCAUUCCGACUCAUUCGCCAUUCGGUCGUUGCUCACGUUGCUGUCCCGCUUCCGGUAUCCCAUUAAAAUUGGCUUACCAAUUCGUUUAAAUCUUAACAUUUAUCCGUGCCCAUAUACCGUAGCCAACAUGCCCAGCCCGAUAAAGAAAGCACGCAAAUGCAACGAAGAAAACGUUUUGGCUUUCUCCAAACUCAGUGAACACGGUUUCCAACCCACCAAGGGUAGCGAACACGCGGCCGGUUACGACUUGAGGAGUGCCUAUUCAUAUGUUGUGAAAGCCCAUGGAAAAGAGCUGAUCAAAACUGACAUCCAAAUUAAAGUGCCUCAAGGUACCUAUGGCCGUGUUGCCCCACGUUCAGGUCUUGCUUGGAAAAAUUUCAUCGAUGUUGGUGCCGGUGUGAUUGACAGUGAUUAUAGAGGAAACGUUGGCGUAAUACUAUACAACCAUUCUGAUGAUGACUUCAUAGUAAAUAAAGGCGAUAGAGUUGCACAACUUAUCUGCGAGAAGAUAGUCUACCCAGAAGUAGUAGAGUUUAAGACAUUGGAUGAGACUGAUCGAGGUGAAGGUGGUUUUGGAUCUACUGGCACUAAUUAAAAUGUCCAUUGUUCAAGUUCUGUAUUCUUUGGUGGAUUGAUUUUUAUCAAAAUAUUGUGAUACCUAAUUAUAAUUCAUCUCUUUUUUUUUU
Myzus persicae (green peach aphid) is the source of this 775-nucleotide messenger RNA. It is a transcript of the gene dUTPase, whose product is annotated as deoxyuridine 5'-triphosphate nucleotidohydrolase. Gene Ontology annotation, molecular function: dUTP diphosphatase activity; magnesium ion binding. The transcript has 4 exons. Gene Ontology annotation, biological process: dUMP biosynthetic process; dUTP catabolic process. Lineage: Eukaryota; Metazoa; Arthropoda; Insecta; Hemiptera; Aphididae. The record is from RefSeq and is a predicted model, not a curated record. The coding region runs from base 217 to 684 and encodes 155 amino acids.